Megalops cyprinoides (Indo-Pacific tarpon) is the source of this 2147-nucleotide messenger RNA. RefSeq names its product probable G-protein coupled receptor 63. Gene Ontology annotation, cellular component: membrane. NCBI's taxonomy places the organism in Eukaryota, Metazoa, Chordata, Actinopteri, Elopiformes, Megalopidae. Gene Ontology annotation, molecular function: G protein-coupled receptor activity. The record is from RefSeq and is a predicted model, not a curated record. Gene Ontology annotation, biological process: G protein-coupled receptor signaling pathway. Bases 303 to 1625 code for a protein of 440 amino acids. The transcript has 3 exons.
CACCGCGUCACCGCUACCUCGUGCUUAAGAAACAUGAGAAUCGGCACUUCAGGACUGUCAGGGCGAUAAGUGGGUUGACAUCGCGCCGCAUCUCUUUCGUUCACCUCAUCCCUCUGUUUAUUGAAGUGGGUUGCUAGAAAAAAGCACGUCUCAUUCUUUUGGAUUGUGCUCGUCGUCCAGCGGAACUCAGCAUCGGUACAUUGUUCCCACGCCAAACACUUGAUUUCCACGACAAAGCACGAGUUAGCAGGGUCACUACCUGCUGGAAUGUUGUCUCUCCCAACAGAGCACAGGACACCCAAAUGGAAAGUACCAUGUUGGGUGAGGUGACCCCUGGGCAGGAGAAUGGCUUCCCUGCUUGUUGUGCACCUACACCCCCAGGAAAAAUGGUUUAUUCCACUAACUCAGGCCCUGAGGAGGCAGGGGAAACUGGCCGGGCUUUCUUUACCCAUGAGGUGGGUGUUUUUUUGAACAUCUCAGGGUUGCAGCUCAGAGCGCCUCAUGAGAUAGUUAACAUUUCGACCAGGAACAGUUCUUUUCUUCAGCCUGGGUUGUCUGUGGACAAAGGGGCUUUGACUUUUGGCCUUAGCGUGCCCCUCAGGGUGUUUUUUGUCAUUGUGAUGGUCUCCAUAUUGCUGGUGGCAUUCCUGGGGAAUGCGGUGGUCUGCCUGCUGGUCUACCAACGUCCCACCAUGCGCUCUGCCAUCAACAUCCUGCUGGCCAGCCUGGCCCUCACCGACAUGCUGCUGGCCAUCCUCAACAUGCCCUUCACGUUGGUUACUGUGGCCACCGGCCGCUGGACCUUCGGGGAGGCGCUCUGCCGGGUGUCAGCCGUGUCCUUCUGGCUGUUUGUCACGGGGGGAGCGGCUGUCCUGCUCGUCAUCAGCGUCGACCGCUUCCUCAUCAUCGUGCGGAAGCAGGACAAGCUGAGUCCGCGCCGGGCAAAAGCGCUCAUCGCUGCCUCGUGGGGCGUGUCUCUCCUCUUUGCCUUCCCACUGGCCGUUGGCGACCCACGCUCACGGGGCCCCCUGGGGGCUGCGGAGUGCGUGUUUGGCUACGCUGCCAACGCAGGCCACCGCGCCUACGUGAUGCUGGUCUCAUCCGUCGUCUUCUUCGUCCCUUUCGUGGUUAUGCUCUGCUCCUUCCUGGGCAUCCUCAACGCCGUGCGCCACAACGCCGUCCGCAUACACGGCAACGGUCUCCCAGACAGCGGCGGCCUCGGCCAGGCCGGCAAGCUGGGUCUCUCCGGCGUACAGAAGCCCAUCCCAGUCAACGUCGACAUGAGCUUCAAGACACGAGCCUUCGUCACCAUCCUCAUCCUCUUCGCGGUCUUCACGGCCUGCUGGGCGCCCUUCGCCACCUGCAGCCUCAUCUCCGGCUUCAACAGAGGCCUAUACUGCGGGGAGAGCCUCUUUGAAAUCAGCACCUGGUUCCUCUGCCUCUGCUACCUCAAGUCGGCCCUUAACCCUCUGAUUUACUACUGGCGGAUCAAGAAGUUCCGAGAGGCGUGCCUGGAGCUGGUUCCCCGGCACCUGAAGCUCCUGCCCCAGAUCCCGGGCCACUCCAGGAGACGGGUCCGCCCGAGUGCUGUGUACGCGUGCGGGGAGCACCGCGCUGUCGUGUGAGAGCUGCUGCUGCUGCCGUUGCUGAUAUCCUUGCUUUUGUGGUGGAGCCACGACAAAAUGACAGCUGUUGUUUAAAAAAAUAGCACUUGAUUUUGAACAUACUGGAAGAAGGUCCCUUAUAUAGGAGACCCUCGCCAUUUGUGGAUCCGUGAUUUGUGCGAUAUUUGCAGCAGGCAGAGGUCCCCAAUCCUUGCUUCACUCACCAUUCCGAGCGCUGUGGCAGCCUAUUCUGUCUUAUUAUUUUACAUAUUACAGCUGUUUAUAGCAUUUUUAUGCAUAAAUAUACAAAUGAAUCACUUGUAUACUGCAGUAAAGUUUUGUUCUUGUACUGAAAGUGUUGUUGUUUUGUUUGGGGAACCAAUCCCCUGUGUGCACAAGUCUUUAUUAUUGGUGCAGUACAGUAUUUACAUAUAACUGUCAGAACACUGGCAGAAAUCUCUAGAACCUAGCCCCAGAAAUGGCGAAGGUCUCCUCUAUUUAUACAAGCUGUUGUUAGUGCCUAUGACUUGUCAGUAAAACUAG